Colletotrichum navitas is the source of this 494-nucleotide messenger RNA. RefSeq lists its product as uncharacterized. The record is from RefSeq and is a predicted model, not a curated record. The coding region runs from base 172 to 456 and encodes 94 amino acids. NCBI's taxonomy places the organism in Eukaryota, Fungi, Ascomycota, Sordariomycetes, Glomerellales, Glomerellaceae. The transcript has a single exon.
CCCGGGUAGAACUAGCUGGCCGCCCCCGAGGAAGAACAACGGCUCUACGCCAGCUCGAUGCAACCGCCUCGCGGGACUGGUAUAUCGAGCACACUGUAGCUUACGACUUGAGAGUAAUCGCAUUUCGUAGCCACUAGCCUGUUCGAUUAGCCGGCGCCCUCGACUCCAUCAAUGCACGUACAUUACAGGAUAUUUUUCUUGCUACUUCACAUCUCUCUCCCUAACUUAUCAAUGACGGCUUCGAGAUGUUGCCCUGUGCGAGGUGUCCGACAAAGCGACUUAAUGCUCCUCAAAAAUGAUACAAAAGCUCGAAUUUUCCAUGUUAGUCUCGACGACAAGACACCUGUUAGGCAUGCGAACCCGGGAAAAGUGCCACCCUCAAGAAUGUCAGUGACACCUGGAGAAGACACGACUGAGGAUCAGCGGAAAGACCAUGAAUCGCAUCAUAAUGAAUGAUAGUACGAGAUGAUUGAGUGGCUUUUUUCUAGGUAAAG